AUGGCAAAGUCAACGUUGAUUACGGGUUGGAAAAGGAUCGUCCUGGUCGUGUUGGUCCUCACCUUUGCCAAUGGAACAACAGCUCAGAUCAAUGUGAAGCGCUUUAGACACACUUUGAAUGAUGACCUACGGAUAUACGUAAAUGGGCAGCGAACGCUAUACAGCGAGAUACAAUUCGAAAAAGAACCAACCAAGCAUUACAUGUUUGCGCUAAAGUACGAGCAUUUAAAAAAAACUACGCAAUUUCUAAGAGAUGUUUUCACGCAUUAUCAAGGUCUACAUCCGUUUAAGCCGUACCUGGGUAUGAUUGUCGAAUUUUACGAACGGAAAUUGGCAGAAGCAAAUGGGUCAUCGUUCUUUGAGUUAAAGCCUAAUGAACUGUGCGCAGAGGUUGCUGGAUCUCUUACAGGUAUCACCGAUACGGUGGUGGAGCUGUCGCCACUUUAUCAUCUAAACCGUCCAGACGUGAUCGACGCCAUCUCCUGUUUUCGAUCUGCGCCUGUCAAAGCACAGGAAGAUAUAAUGGACUUCUGGAUGCUGCUUUAUCAGUCUCUUUAUACAAAGUGCUCUGAAACGUUGCAAAACUUCGAUAUGGAAAACACAGUAAACGGUUUCCAGGUUGAGAGCGGCGUCACCACCCCCGCCAGUCUAAGGGGCGUUGGUGACGCCAUCGGCUACGACGAACCCGCAUUUGUUGAUUUAAUUGAGCAUGAGUCGGAUGAAGCGCCUUGGCUUCGGGAAGAUGAGGCAGGUGCGUCACCGUGUAUCGCAGGCUCGCUGGGUGCAUGGAAGCCCGAGACAGAUCGCUCGUUGGAAGCUUCAGAUGCUUCAGGGGAAAUGGCCGGAUCCUCCAACGACGACAGGGGGUGUGAUAACAUUUCAGGUGCUUGCGAUUCACGCACGGAACACCACGACUUCGACUCAUCGUCCGAUUCUUACUUCAAACCUGAGAAACCUGAAGAGGAUGAGGAUCCACUCUGGGACGAAUACUUCGCGUCGUUUUUGAUGCGCCUCAAAAACCGCUCCGAUCAAAGUGGCGGGGAUGCAUGUCGCCUACUGGGUGAGCGGUGUAGGCACGUGUGGAAUGUACCACUUAGUACAGCUAUCCAUAAUUACAGUUACUAUCAUUAA
Babesia bigemina is the source of this 1131-nucleotide messenger RNA. RefSeq lists its product as hypothetical. Lineage: Eukaryota; Apicomplexa; Aconoidasida; Piroplasmida; Babesiidae. The coding region runs from base 1 to 1131 and encodes 376 amino acids. The transcript has a single exon. The record is from RefSeq and is a predicted model, not a curated record.